AUGUCAGAGCGACAUUCCUUACGCGCUCUUUCUGAUGGGUAUGUGGUGGUUGAAGAACCAGCACCGGAGACCAUCAAUGAUCCCACUCGUGUGACAUCUACCUCCAAGAAUCGUUUGAAUGCUAGUCCCAAUGAUGUCCCUGUAGAAAAUCUACAGAAACUUCGAGACUGGUUAUGCCCAACCAAUUACGAUGCUAACUCUUCGGAUCUUAGAAAACAUCUUGCUGCUCGCACCGAUGGGACGUGCCACUGGCUUCGAACGUGUGUUGAGUUUCAACAAUGGUACCAUUCUUCAACCACGAUCCUUCUCUGGAUAGAAGGCGUUCCAGGGGCUGGGAAAUCAGUUUUGUGCAGCCAUCAUAUCGAAUAUCUCCAAAAUAAUGACUCCGGACCGGUGUUGUACUUCUUCUUUCGAAGAACAAUCAAUGCCAACAAGACCCCGAUUGCCAUGGUUCGUGACUGGGCCUGUCAACUCCUGCCACACUCAACUUCGCUUGCAAGGGGACUGCACAACGAGAUGGUCCGUCAUCCUACCGUCACCACCGUGCCGUUUCAGACUCUAUGGGACCUUUUCAUCAUCGGGAUUGCCAACACGCCGAAAGCUUAUUGUAUCAUUGAUGCACUGGAUGAGUUGGAACCUGGAAGUGAGUAUCUAUAUCAAAAGCUCAACGGUUUGGUGCUCCUUAACCCGGCCAAAACCAAGGUCAUGGUGACUACAAGACAAUUGGAUUAUGCGGAGUGCUUAUAUACGGGGAUCCCAUACGCAAAGAUCAGACUGAGGCCCCAAAACACCGAUAGAGAUAUUGCCGCCUUCGUGCAAUGUCGGUCAUCAUCCUUUGAUUUCUUGAAACGGGACGGUGACACUCGGAGACAACUCUGUCGUACCGUAUGCACUCUUAGCCGUGGAUUGUUCCUGUAUGCCAAACUUGCAAUCGCUGAGUUGCGAGAGAAAGCAGAGAACCUGGGAAAAGACUGGUUGAUCUCAUCGUUGUCUGACAUACCGAAAGGAAUUGAAAACAUGUAUGCAUCAAUCUUGAAUGAACAGCGACUUCGAACAGGAGUUUCGUUGCAGGAUCAACUGGCCAUCCUUACCUGGGUUACUCAUGUAAUUCGGCCACUCCGACCGCCAGAACUUGCUGCUAUGCUGACUAUGCAAUAUGCCGAGCGAGCUGAGAGAAAAUAUCAAUUCAAUAUGAAGGAUACGGUAAAGCGGGCAUGUGGUCCUCUCCUCGAGACACUGCCAGACGGGACGAUUCAAGUCAUUCAUUAUUCACUAACAGAAUACCUUACGGAUCAGAAACGGGCCUUGGAGCUCUCACAUACAUAUUCGACGUUCCCCGUUAUUGACAGUUCCCGAGCACACCUCGACAUAGCCAGCACGUGCAUCAGGUUUCUCUCGUUGGACUGUUUCCUCCCAAUCUGGAUACCGCACGACAUUCGCGAAACCUCUAAACACGCACGGAGGACUAGGUCUCGACAAUUCUCCUUUCUAGAAUACACUGCAACGAAUUGCUUUAAGCAUGCUCGACUUUGUGAGCCCCAUCAAAAUGAAUUGUUCAGCCUCCUAGAUGCCUUCAUGCUUCCCAAUCCUGAUCUUCUUCGGAAUUGGCUUGCUCUUUACAGGCUCCACCACCAGAGUUGUGUACCCUCCCGCUUCGGGAUUAAGAUCACAGGAAGCCUUAAUACACUCGGGCCUCUUCACACAGCAGCUCUGCUUGGUUUGACUUCGUAUGCCGCAUAUUUGCUGGGAACAAACAGAUUCUUGGCUCUUGAUGAAGCUGAUGAAUGGCGUACACCGCUUUCAUAUGCGGCCGAUGAAGGUCAUGUCACCACCGUUGACCUUCUCCUUAAGCACUCUUCUGUUAAUGUCCAUUCCAAUAUUGACCAAGAUCCCUUCGACUAUGCAUGCCUAGCUGGACAUGUUGACGUGGUGAAGUUACUGCUAUCAGCUGGAGCUGACCCACAUUUACCGACUCUAAGAUGUGGUCGACAGGAUUGUGCCUGCCUAUCUCGAGGUGACCGCUUUUUCCCACGGUCUCCGAGUCGCUCUUAUGACAUGGUAAUCAAAAAUGGACAUACCCAAGUCAUCAGAGAGUUGGCGAGUCAUCCAUGGCAGGUUCUGAGGUAUGGAAACGCCAAUGACACAUUUCUCCACGCAGCCGCACGAUAUGGACGUCUAGACAUUGUCACAUUCUUGCUGGAAGACGGCCGAACACCAACUGACUCCAGGAAUUCCUUAGGGUUCACACCACUUUAUGAAGCCGCCUACUAUUGGGAGUCAGCCAUUGUGAAAGUUCUCCUGGCACUUGGUGCGUGUGUGAACGAUACUCCUACAGAUUUACCUUAUGACUUAGAUGAUGUGUUUGCCCCCAUUCCAUCAUGUGGAGCAACAUUACUCCAUGCACUUACAAGUACCUUGAAAGGUUCAGAGGAUGAAGAAAAAGAUGGAGUUAAAAUUGCUGAGGUCAGUCAGCUUAUAGCAGAUCUGGUGGGUGCUGGAGCAGAUGCAAAUGCUCGUGACCCAAGCGGGAAAACGCCACUCCAUCAUGCAUCCAUGAAACCAUCUUGCAGAUAUCUGGUGAAAGUAUUACUUGAAGCUGGAGCAGACCUCGCAGCAGCUGACAACCUUGGGAACCAACCAUUGCAUGUUGCGUGCCCUGAGGUGAUGCCUUUGCUUAUAGCUGCCGGCGCAGAUCCAAAUGCUCGCCGCAAUGACGGUCAGACUCCACUACACCUGAGGGUAGCGAAAGAGUUAGGGUAUGGGUACUCAAAAACAAUAGAAAUGUUGCUCGACGCUGGAGCAGAUGUCGACUUACAGGAUGGCGAGGGUAAUACGUCUUUGAUGAUGAAUCGGAGAGUUCAGAAACCGGCACUGUAUGGCCAGCUCUUUUCCAGAGCAGUAAGGCUAAACACAAAGAACUACUACAAGGACGGGUUGUUGCACGUGUUGCACGAGACAGUAUUUUUGGAGUACUCGUCCACCAUCGAAGAUUGGCUGAGGGCAGGAGUUCUUAACCUGAACGACCAAAACGAAGACGGAGAGACAGCCCUUUUUGUCAGUACUAUGAUGGGCCAUACACGGAAAGCCGAGUUGCUUCUAGAACAUGGCGCAGACCCGCAAGUCAAGAUGUCGCGUGGAAGAUCUGUUUUACACGCGAUUGCGGCAAAUUUUUCAAAACUUCCCUGCAGCUACUCGUGGCGUCUCUCGAUAGGACUAUCGUAUAAAUUUGACUUACUCAACCGUUUCUUGGAGGCGGGGCUUGAUGUGUCUGCACUCAGUCUUGAAGGGGAUACUGCGUUGAUGGAAUUGGCUAGAAGCGGUUGGUCCGAAGCAAAAUAUCUUUUGCGUGGGUGCGAAACUGAUUAUCACGUUAAAGCGAUCCGUCUCCUAGCAGAACGUGGAACACCACUGUCGACCAAGAAUACCGCCGGGCAAACAUGCUUGCAUUUGGCAGCUUCUAGCAUCACUGAAUUUCAUCCAAGUUGGUAUUCGAGAGCGAGGCGGAAGCAACUCCCUUUGCAUGCUUUCUUGGAGUUUGGUCUAAAUGUCGAUGCACAAGACGAUAAUGGGAACACCCCACUACAUUCCGCUGCUGUUGUCAAUGCAUCGACUGGCCGCAAUGCAGAAUAUCAUAUCUCAGCACUCCUUGAAAAUCGGGCAAAUCCUGGGAUAGUCAACAACGAUGGCAAAACGCCGCUUCACAUGGCUGCAGAAUCCGGACAAUGCGGGGCUAUCGACGUCUUGCUUGACCGGAUGUGGGCGAACACAGCACGAGAUCAGCACGAUCGGUUUGGUAACACGGCUCUCCAUUAUGCAGUGCUGGCUGGCAAGCUUGUAGCAGUACGAAGUCUUCUGCGAGCUUGUGCUAACCAUUCGUUGAGGAACAAGAAUGGAGAUACAGCUCUAGAUAUCGCCAGAAAGGAUUCUGGUGAGGAAUAUUGCAAAACCCCAGAGAUAAUUGCUGUGUUGCAAGAAAAUGAAACUCGUGACCACAGUGGCCAGAGACAUGAGAAUGACGAAGGUUUUUACAGGUGUGAAUCGAUCGCUUACUUGCUUCAAGCUGGAGCAGACGUCGAGGCGUUGGACGAAAAUGGUGCAACAGCGUUUGAAACAGCGGUGCAUUGUGGCGACAUGGAGAUGGCUCGAAUGCUCCUCGCUCAUGGCGCGCAGAUCAAGAAUGGCUGGCACAAUCCACUGUACGCUGCACUCGAGACACAAGACCGGCAUAUCGAUAUGAUCGAUUUGCUGAUACAAGAGGGUGCUAGAGCAGAUGAAGGACCGGUUGCACAACAGGCAGUUCAGUGCGGCGAGCAUAGAUCUGUGUUGCGGUCCAUUCUCAAAGACCAAGCUCGUGAAGGGAGUUCUGAGAUACUCAAUUUACUGCUGUCGCACGGCGCAGAUAUCAACGAGACGGAUGACGAGGGAUGUCCACUCAUCCAUUGGGUUGCUCGAGUGCGCGGAGAUCUUUCACUCCUCUUGAAGGCAAGUCCCGAUCUUGAGAAGAUCGACGGCGAGGGUCGCACUGCUCUUCUGGUUGUUUGUGCUCAUAACCGACAAAACAAGUUAUCAAACAUCCGUGAGUUAAUAGCAGCAGGGUCCAAUGCUACGGUGUCGGAUAGCUUUGGCAAUAACGCGAUCCACCUGGUACUGGGUAACACAUUUAGCUCGGCUGGAUACGAUCCAGAAAUUGGCGCCAUAGUUCAAGAGCUCCUUGAGGCCAGCUGCCCUCCAUUUGGCCCGGACCAGGAUGGAUAUACUCCUUUAUACAAGGCAUUGCGAAACGGUCACUUUCCCCUUGCUGCUAAGCUUGUUGAAGCCGGGGCAGAUAUGAGCUGCCCAGGCCCAUUGGGUGACAAUGCUCUCCAUCACCUAGCGCGGUUCAUAAGUCGAUACCCUCCAGGUCGGCGGGUGGACCCACCACGGCCAACAUUCAUGCCACGGUUCUUGCAGGCUGGGGCGGAUAUGAACGGUGGGAAUCUCGAAGGAGAGACACCGUUAUUCUACGCAGUCGAAUCCGAGUUCACCAAGGAGCAUUUUCAACUGUACAUUGACUCGGGUGCAGACAUUAGAGUGGUGAACAAGAAAGGACAGGGUCUCUUGCAUGCCAUCGCCCAGGGCUGCACGGGCAAACCAUAUUACGAGCAAUACUACUAUAUUCGUAAAAUCUUUGGGGACCGCGGCGAAGAAGUCCAAGCUAGCAAGUUCAAGUUGCUGCUAGACGCGGGCUUGGAUCCUUACUUGGAGGAUCACGACCAUCGUACGCCGUUGGACGACGCUGCUGCGAGUGGCUAUGAUUCUAUUCUGAGGUUCUUUUCCGAGUAG
Messenger RNA from Exophiala bonariae, 5322 nucleotides. RefSeq lists its product as uncharacterized. Gene Ontology annotation, biological process: protein localization to ciliary inversin compartment. Lineage: Eukaryota; Fungi; Ascomycota; Eurotiomycetes; Chaetothyriales; Herpotrichiellaceae. The record is from RefSeq and is a predicted model, not a curated record. Bases 1 to 5322 code for a protein of 1773 amino acids. Gene Ontology annotation, cellular component: ciliary inversin compartment. Gene Ontology annotation, molecular function: protein binding. The transcript has a single exon.